AUGGCGGACAAUAUCGACUACUACAGCCUUGAGGCUGGACGGAAGACCGACUCGGAGGAAGCUCUCUUCCGAAAGGAAAUCCGACACGGUUUCAUAAGGAAGGUGUACGGGAUCAUCUCUGCUCAGUUGCUGCUGACAACUGUGGUGACAUCGCUGUUGUUGUUCAUCCCUGGAGGAACGUCGUGGGCAAAGCAAAGCAGUGGAUCAGUCAUCAUUGCCUCGACGGUGCUCAUGUUGAUUUCCUCCUUGGUCCUGAUGUGCACUACCGCCCGGAUGCGUUAUCCCUACAACUAUUUGUUGUUGCUGGUGUUCACUUGCUCGGAGGCGAUGCUGGUUGCCGUAGUCUCUGCUUUCUACGCUGCCUCAUCUGUUGCCUUUGCCCUGGGAGCCACGGUCGUCAUAACGGUGGGGCUGUCUCUCUUCGCGUGUCAGACGAAGCACGAUUUUACCUCCUGUAUGGGGGUGAUGUUCGUCUUGACUCUGAACCUGGUACUGUUUGGACUCCUUGCCCUCUUUCUGGGGACCUGGGCUCAGGUGCUGUAUUCUUCGCUUGCGUUGCUUGUCUUCUCCUUCUAUCUCGUGAUCGACACACAGCUCAUCAUUGGCAGAGGACAACUCAGACUCGAAGAGGAUGAUUACAUUGUUGCGGCGGUUAUGAUUUACCUAGAUAUCAUCAACAUCUUCCUUACUCUCCUCAGACUCUUUGGAGAACGCUCAGACUGA
Cyclospora cayetanensis is the source of this 723-nucleotide messenger RNA. Its product is annotated as protein lifeguard 3. Gene Ontology annotation, cellular component: membrane. The record is from RefSeq and is a predicted model, not a curated record. The transcript has 3 exons. The coding region runs from base 1 to 723 and encodes 240 amino acids. Lineage: Eukaryota; Apicomplexa; Conoidasida; Eucoccidiorida; Eimeriidae.